Molecule: messenger RNA, 2154 nt
Organism: Ahaetulla prasina
Lineage: Eukaryota; Metazoa; Chordata; Lepidosauria; Squamata; Colubridae
Gene: SETD3
Product: SET domain containing 3, actin N3(tau)-histidine methyltransferase
Exons: 13
Coding region: 179-1957 (592 amino acids)
Biological process (GO): peptidyl-lysine trimethylation; actin modification; peptidyl-lysine dimethylation
Molecular function (GO): histone H3K36 methyltransferase activity; protein-L-histidine N-tele-methyltransferase activity; transcription coactivator activity
Source: RefSeq, a predicted model, not a curated record
GGGGCGGAGCAAAAGGCGAAUGAGGGCAAACACUGGGUAUUCGACGGCGAGGGAGUUUGUGUGUCUAUGUGCGUGUGUUCCGCGCGCGUGCGCGCGGAGGUGCCGUGGUUGGUUUAGCGGUCGCCCCUGUCGCUCCCCUUCCCCCCUCCACAACCCGGGCAGAACCGUCAGGUAGAAAAUGGGGAAAAAAAGCCGAGUGAAAACACAGAAGUCAGGUACUGGAGCUACAACAGCUGUCUCUCCAAAGGAGAUAUUGAAUCUGAUUAGUGAAUUGUUACAGAAAUGUAGCAGCCCAACUCCUGGUCCUGGAAAAGAGUGGGAGGAAUAUCAGCAGAUCCGAGCUCUUGUUGAGAGAAUUCGUAAAAAGCAGAAAGGUUUAUCUAUUAUAUUUGAUGGGAAAAGAGAAGAUUAUUUCUCUGAAUUAAUAAAAUGGGCCGGAGAGAAUGGUGCAGCCACAGAUGGUUUUGAAGUAGCUAAUUUUGGAGAAGAGGGUUUUGGAUUAAAAGCCACACAAGAUAUAAAAGCAGAAGAACUUUUUCUCUGGGUUCCCAGAAAAUUGUUAAUGACCGUAGAGUCAGCUAAAAAUUCAAUCCUGGGUCCUCUAUAUUCUCAAGAUCGAAUUCUCCAAGCUAUGGGCAAUAUUACAUUAGCUUUUCAUCUUCUCUGUGAACGAUACAACCCUAAUUCCUUCUGGCUACCUUAUAUCCAGACCCUCCCAAAUGAAUAUAAUACUGCUCUUUACUUUGAGGAAGAUGAAGUUCAAUAUCUUCAGUCAACUCAGGCCAUACACGAUAUUUUUAGCCAGUAUAAAAAUACUGCCCGACAGUAUGCCUAUUUCUACAAAGUUGUACAGACCCAUCCUAAUGCCAGCAAACUGCCAUUAAAGGAUUCUUUCACUUAUGAUGAUUACAGGUGGGCAGUUUCCUCAGUCAUGGCUCGACAAAACCAGAUUCCUGCUGAGGAUGGCUCUAGGGUUACAUUAGCUCUGAUACCUUUAUGGGACAUGUGUAAUCACACCAAUGGACUGAUUACUACAGGCUACAAUUUAAAAGAUGAUCGCUGUGAAUGUGUGGCACUUCAAGAUUUUAAAGCUGGUGAACAGAUUUACAUUUUUUAUGGCACUCGGUCAAAUGCUGAAUUUGUGAUCCACAGUGGAUUUUUCUUUGAUAGUAAUUCACAUGACAGAGUGAAAAUAAAGCUCGGAGUAAGUAAAAGUGACAGGCUGUAUGCUAUGAAGGCAGAAGUCUUAGCUCGUGCUGGAAUCCCAACUUCCAGUGUUUUUGCUUUGCAUACAACGGAACCUCCGAUCUCUGCUCAACUACUGGCUUUUCUUAGAGUAUUUUGUAUGACUGAAGAUGAGCUGAAAGAACAUUUGAUAGGGGAGCAUACUAUUGACAGAAUCUUCACCCUUGGUAAUUCAGAAUUUCCAGUGAGCUGGGACAAUGAGGUGAAACUUUGGACUUUCCUGGAAGCCAGGGCAUCUCUUCUCUUGAAAACCUACAAGACUACUGUUCAAGAUGACAAAUUCAUUUUGGAAACACAAGAUCUUACCCGUAAUGCAACUAUGGCUAUUAAAUUGCGUUUAGGAGAAAAAGAAAUUUUGGAAAAAGCAAUAAAAAGUGCUGCUGCUAAUCGAGAGUACUAUAGCAAACAAAUGGCAGAAGAAGCACCCCUUCCCAGAUAUGAAGAAAGUAAUGUUGCCUUGCUGGAGAACACUGUGGCAGACUCGAGCCUCCCAAUUGUCCUGAGAAAUUUGGAUGAAGAGACAGAGGAGCCACAGGAUUUAAAGAUUGAGGAAAGCAUCAGUGCAGAAGCAAAUGGAUUUGUGAAUGGGGACAGUUCUUUGCUUAAUAGGACCAAAUUGGAAAAUGAAAAGCUAAAUCAAGAAGAAAGCAGCAGAGAGACUGAGGAUACCAAAGAAUCUUCUUCAGACAGUACUGAUGAGGUUAAGGAAUAGCUCUAAAUCAUUCUGGUUUUAUUGUGGAAAACUAGCAGGUGUUCUUAUUCUCCUCUUUGAACAAUAAUUUACAUUGGUGUUUUCUUAACAUUUCUUUCUGCAGAGGAGUGAGGGGUGCUUUUUAACAAGAAAAAAAGGUUUUAAGUUAUUUAAAAGAUUUAGCAUCCCUUUUCUAUUAAGAUUGCCAUCUUGCUUUU